AUGUCGCACGAGGCAUCAUCACAUUCAAAGGGCCAGCAGGAGGAGUUCGUGGAGACCAUUGAGCCUGAGCAAUCGCAGGCUGCCUCCCCGCACAAGAAUGACACAAAAGGUCAGCCCAAAGGAGACCAGGCGUUGCAGCUCAUCGAAGAGGCAGGGCACUCGAACAUUCUGACCCCGGAGAACAACGCCCAAGUUCUUCGAAAGAUCGAUUUGCGUCUGCUUCCCAUUCUCUUGGGAAUCUACUUCCUGCAGCAACUGGACAAAUCGACCAUCUCGUAUGCCUCAGUGUUUGGAAUCGUUGAGAAAGCUCAUCUCCAUGGCCAGCAGUACUCCUGGCUAGGAGGCUCGAUCUAUCUAGCCCAGUUGGUGUUCCAACCUCUGGUUGCCUAUCUUCUGGUGAAAGUACCCCUGGCCAAGUUCCUUGCUGUAUCUUGCCUUCUAUGGGGCAUUGCUUUAACAUGCAUGACGGCAGCAACGAACUUUGGAGAGUUGCUUGCGUGUCGAAUCUUCCUUGGUAUCUUCGAGGCUGGAAUCGCCCCGGCCUUUAUCGCAGUGACCCAAAUGUGGUACCGUCGUCGUGAGCAGCCAGUCAGAUUGAGUUCCUGGUAUGCAAUGAACGGAGUUGUGAAUAUGUUUGGAAGCCUGAUUGCAUUUGGACUCGGACACAUCAAAUCGUCCAUUUUCGCACCCUACCAGAUCAUCUUUCUCUUCUUCGGCCUGGUGACUGUUGGGUUCUCUGCCGUUAUCCUUGUUUUCAUGCCAGACUCGCCCGUAGCGGCUAAGUUCUUGGGAGAGGAAGACAAACUGUUGGCUAUUGAGAGACAGCGGAUGAACCAGCAGGGUGUUGAAAGCCAAGAGUGGAAGUGGGACCAUGCAAAAGAAGCGUUCUUGGAUCCCAAGUCGUGGUUCUGGUUUGCUUUGAUGUUCUCUAUCUCCGUUCCCAGCGGAGGCAUAACCACAUUCGGUCCCUUGAUCAUCAAGUCUUUCGGACUAAGCGAAUACGAUACUAUGUUAUUCAAUAUUCCAUUUGGUGCGGUCCAGCUUGUCGCGACAAUGGGCGGAGCCUGGCUAGCAACCGUAUGGAAGAUGAAGAGCCCAGUCAUAGCACUUCUCUGCCUCCCACCCAUCGCAGGCUGUGUGAUGCUGCUGCAAAUUGCGCAUGACAACGCCCACAAGGGACCCUUGCUUGCAGGUUAUUACAUUAUCUCCGUAUACCCAGCUAUCACCCCAAUGAUCUAUUCAUGGUCCGCAGGAAACACAGCCGGCGAGACAAAGAAGAAAGUCACAACCGCUAUCCUAUAUGUUGGCCAGUGUGCCGGUAAUGUUCUCGGGCCAAAUCUCUACACCACGGCUGAAGCACCACUAUAUCGCCGAGGUCUGCUUUCGAACCUCGCACUAUUUUGUGUUUUAAUAGGCCUCACUGGGGCAAACGCUGCAUAUAUGUUCUAUCUGAACAAGAAGCACGAGAAGAGACGAGUAGCUGUCGGAAAGAGCGCCAAAAUCGUAGACCAGUCGAUGCAAGCCGUUCAAGCCGUCUCUGAUGCCAAAGAAGACCAGCCCCAGCAAGCAGCAGAUGACAAUGCCUGGAAGGACUUGACUGAUUGGCAGAAUGAGGACUUUGUCUAUGUUUUCUAA
Molecule: messenger RNA, 1635 nt
Organism: Penicillium brevicompactum
Lineage: Eukaryota; Fungi; Ascomycota; Eurotiomycetes; Eurotiales; Aspergillaceae
Exons: 11
Coding region: 1-1635 (544 amino acids)
Biological process (GO): transmembrane transport
Cellular component (GO): membrane
Molecular function (GO): transmembrane transporter activity
Source: RefSeq, a predicted model, not a curated record